Molecule: messenger RNA, 4302 nt
Organism: Myxocyprinus asiaticus (Chinese sucker)
Lineage: Eukaryota; Metazoa; Chordata; Actinopteri; Cypriniformes; Catostomidae
Product: TBC1 domain family member 14-like
Exons: 14
Coding region: 69-2195 (708 amino acids)
Source: RefSeq, a predicted model, not a curated record
AAGGAUCGGCAGUGAUGAUGAAGAGGUGAUGGCCCACGCGCACACAUCACUUUACCUGCAGUAGGAUUAUGGCAGGAGCACAACGCACGUCCAAUGGCAGCAACACAAACUAUCACAACAAAGAUGAUUCACAAGUUUCUUCAUUCAAUCACUCCUCAUUCAACCAGUGUUUGCAGAUUGCCCCCAGGCCUCUCAUUCAAAACCAUCUCAACCAUCACAUGAACUCAGACACUCAGCCACAACAGGUCUCCCUUAGCUACAAGUCAUUCACUUCCUUUAAUGGCUCAUGUGAUGAUGAUUGCAGUAGCUUGGCCUCUCAGGACUCUGGUAUCCCCACCCUUGAGAUCCACCCUCCAGAGCAUAUACAUGCUCGAGACAUGACUGCUGAGCUGGUGGUUCCACAUCCACAAGAUGAUAAUCCUGCAACACUAUACUUGGAUGUCUCAGAUAGCUCCUUACUUAAGUCUUCCACCUUCCCCUGUUGUGACUUUGACUCAGUGCGUCUCUAUGGUGCAAGCAGGCUCUACAGUGGGGCAGGCAAGGGCACUUUGAACCGCAGUGAUGAUAUUUCAGUCAGCAGCGUGUCCAGUUUAAGUACUGAGUUUUCUGCCACAUUGUCAGUCAGUAAUGAGGACUUCCUAGACUUCAUGAUUACAUCAGAGUCCAGCGCCGUUGUUACAUUUGAGAAUGAAGAUGUCCUGCACCGUUCAGACAUUUCGCUGUCACCCCCCACCGACCUACACGGCAAGCUGAGCAGCCCACAAUGGCAACCUGUGGGGCUGUCAACACCACAUGAGGCUAGGCCGAAAAGACUGGGACCACUUGCCAGCUUCUUCUACAGGAGUCUAAGGAGAAAAAAUGACACUGGUGCACCUGAAGGUCAGAGAGAGCCUGGAUGGAAGCUGUUUGGUAAAGUUCCACCUAAAGAAGUUUCAACCAAAAACCCCAGGAAAAUACAAAAGGAAUAUGAAAGGAGUGGACACACAGGCAAUCCCACAUCUCCCAAGAAGAAUGUAAGAAAGAACCUGGACUUUGAGCCACUUUCAACCACAGCACUUAUACUGGAGAACCGCCCUGCAAAUCUUCCAGCAAAGCCAGAAGAAGAGGCCCAGAAACACAGAGAAGAAUAUGAGGAAAUGGUGGCUCAGGCCAAGAGGAGAGAGCUGAAAGAGGCCCAGAAACGGAAAAAGCUGCUGGAGGACAGGUGUAAACUAGAGGAAAGUAUUGGCAAUGCUGCUUUCACCUGGAGUCAAGAAAUACUGCCCAACUGGCAUAGCAUGUGUUCAUCUAAGCGGGUGAGGGAUUUGUGGUGGCAGGGUCUACCACCGAGUGUAAGGGGCAAAGUCUGGAGUCUAGCGAUAGGAAAUGAACUCAACAUCACAGAUGAGCUGUAUAACAUUUGUUUGGCAAGAGCUAAGGAGAAGUGGAAUGCUUUUCUAGCUCCACCGGCUUCUACAGAAACAGAGUGUGAAGAUGCAGGCUUGUUCCAUGCUGAUCGAGAGGCCAGUCUAGAAUUGAUAAAGUUAGACAUUUCCAGAACCUUUCCCAAUCUCUGUAUAUUCCAGCAGGGGGGGCCAUACUAUGAUGUAUUACACAGCAUUCUGGGAGCCUACACCUGUUAUCGUCCUGAUGUGGGAUAUGUACAGGGAAUGUCCUUUAUUGCAGCUGUGUUGAUCCUCAACAUGGACACUGCUGAUGCCUUUAUUGCUUUUGCCAAUUUGCUGAACAAGCCUUGUCAAAUGGCUUUCUACAGAGUAGACCACAGCCUUAUGUUGACAUACUUUGCAGCAUUUGAAGUGUUCUUCGAAGAAAACCUACCAAAGCUAUUUGCACAUUUUAAGAAUAACAACAUGUCAUCUGAUAUUUAUUUAAUUGACUGGAUCUUCACUUUGUACAGCAAAUCCCUCCCACUGGACAUUGCAUGUCGUGUGUGGGAUGUAUUCUGUCGAGAUGGCGAGGAAUUUCUGUUCCGCACAGCACUGGGUAUUCUACGUCUUUACGAGGACAUUCUCACACACAUGGACUUUAUCCACAUUGCUCAGUUCCUGACACGCCUGCCAGAGUGCAUCUCUGCUGACGAGCUCUUCUUCAGUAUAACCAACAUUAACAUCAACUGCAAGAACAAGAAAUGGACACAAGUUCUUCAGACUUUGCAGAAAGGACAAGAUCGUGGCAGUCCACUACUGAAAUGCUAAGGAUACAACUUCACAUUUCAGUUUAAAUACAGAGACAAAGAGACAACCUCAUGUUCACUCUGCAUGGGUACUCCUGCAUACUUCUGGUACCACAUCAAAAAUAUGGCAGGUUUUAAAUAAAUACAAUUCCAGUAGCUCCCAAUAUGUGUCCUGUUCCAUGCAAACUGUUGCUUGGGAAGACAAGCUGAGUACACAGAAACUGUGUCGGACCUGAAACAUGUCGCAUGAAUGUACACUUCAUCAGUAAAUCAGCGCUGCUCCAGAAUUGCAGGUGUGGUCUGUUGAACGUGAGUUUGUAAAGCUCAGCUCUGUUUUCUGUCUUAUUUUCACCCUCACCCUUUAUCUUUUCCUUUAUCCUUUUCUUUGCUUCAGCUUAAAGGGAUAGUUGACCCAAAAAUGAAAAUUCUCUCAAUUUACUCACCCUCAUGCUAUCCAAGAUGUGUAUGACUUUCUUUCUUCUGCAGAAAAUAAACAAGAUAAAUAAAAAAGAUAUUCUUCUAAAAAUAUCAGCUCUCUAGGUCGUCACAAUGCAAGCGAAUGGUGACCAGAAAGCACAUCAAGUCAGCAUAAAAGUAAUCCAUAGACUCCAGUGGUUAUGUCCAUGUCUCCAGAAGUGUUAUGAUAGGUGUGGGUGAGAAACAGAUCAAUAUGUAAGUCCUUUUUCACUAUAAAUUCUCCCUACCCAGUAGGUGGCGAAGCGCACAAAGAAUGUGAAUCGCCAAAAACAAAAGAAGAAUGUUAAAGCAAAAGUGGAGAUUGAUAGAAAAAAAGGACUUAAAUGGUGAUCUGUUUCUCACCCACACCUAUCAUAUCGCUUGUGAAGAUAUGGAUUUAACCACUGGAGUCACAUGGAUUACGGUUAUGCUGUCUUUAUGUGCUUUUUGGACUUUCAGAGUUCUGGUCACCAUUCACUUGAAUUGUAUGGACCUACAGAGCUUAAAUAUUCUGUUUGUGUUCUGCAUCUGGGAUGGCAUGAGUGUGCGUAAAUGAUGAGAGAAUUUUCAUUUUUGAGUGAACUAUUCCUUUAAGCUUGGUGUUUAAAUGCAAGUAAAAGAAAAUGUAAAUUUUUUGCUGUGAUUUUCUCAUGUUGUUUUUAUAUGAUGUUUGUUUUCUCAUCUGUGGUGUAUAUUGUUUUUAAUACUUGUGAAAAUAUUAAUUGACUUGAAAUGAGAUUCUUGGUCCUUUUUCUUGACCUCUGACUGUCCUUUAAAGCUUUAAUUGGCAUUCUUCCCUUGUAGUAUGUUGAAAUGUGGGAGGUUUAUUUUGUGGAGCUGGAAUUGAACAAAUCAUUAGAAAGGAUGCAAUGUCAGGAAAUCUCAUGUUUUUUCCUAAUGCUUUUUGCACACUUAUUGUAUGUCUCUUUGAAGCUCAGAUUGAUUCUACCUGUUACUACAUGUAUCUGUAAUCUUUCCUUUCUCACAAGUGUCUUGAUAUACUGAUGUGCUUGUGGUGGUGUUACAGUACUCUCUCUCCCUCCCCCAUUUCUGUUAUUGAAAUUAAUUGUGCCACUCUAUAACCAAAUGUGCUGAAAUACAAGCAUAAGGAUGUUUAUUAAUAAAGUUUAUAGGAAGUUUAGUCAACAACGAUGGUAUAUUUUACAAAAAAGAAAUUGACUAUAAUGUGGCUUUAACAUUGUGGUGCAAACUGGUUCAGUUCACUUCUCAGUGGUUGAAGUGUUAAAAAGAGAGAAGGUGACACAAGGUAGGAGUUCCUUUCAGAGAUGAGAUGGCUCAUCUUGUCUUUAUGCUUGACAUCUCAUUUUGCAAUUAACAGCAGAGAAACUAGCCUCUCUGGGUUUUGCAGUAACCUUUUGACAUUAAACACUAAAUCAGGUUGAGAGAAAAAAAAAAAAUCUGAUUAUUCAAAAUGUAUUAAUUUGCACAAAUACCAUGUACCUUCAGUAGACUUUGCUAGGUUUAUUUUGUAGGAAUGUUCUUUUUUUUUAAUUUUUUUUUUUUUUUUCCUCGUGUGAGUGUGUGAGAGGAAUGCACUUAUUUGUGGGACCACACUGUAACAGCAAUAACUUAUCUCAUUUUCACUUUAUUUUAUGUUUAAAGAAGUGAAUGUAUAACUUUGGUGAUGCUGAAAUUAAAGUUUUUGUUUGUUU